AUGGCGUUGGAAGGGAGCAUGGUACCAAGGGGUUGUUCAUUUAGACCCAAAGACGACGAACUGGUGAGCUACUAUUUGAUGAACAAAGCAACUGAAUGUCCAUGUCUAGACCUUGCUAUGAUUCUUGAGUAUGAUUUCUUGGGCGACAAGGAACCAUGGGAAAUUUGGGAUUUGUUUCAACCAUGCAUCUUUCGCUAUUGGGAUGCUCAUCAUGAAGAUCUCUACUUCUUCACAAAGCUCAAGAAGUCCAAUCCAAGAGGGAAAAGAAUUUGCUGGAAAAAGGCCAAGAAAGAAGAAGAUGAAGAAGAAGAUGGUGGAGUUAGUUGGAUUAUGUUUGAAUACUGCCUUUCUGGUUCACUUGCUAUGAUCAAUACUGAUUAUGUUCUCUGCCAAAUUCGAAAGAAAUUCCCCACCCAACUUAAUUACAAGAAAAAAAAGUACACCAACAUAUUGUACAUGCAGUGA
Molecule: messenger RNA, 465 nt
Organism: Ziziphus jujuba (common jujube)
Lineage: Eukaryota; Viridiplantae; Streptophyta; Magnoliopsida; Rosales; Rhamnaceae
Product: NAC domain-containing protein 2
Exons: 2
Coding region: 1-465 (154 amino acids)
Biological process (GO): regulation of DNA-templated transcription
Molecular function (GO): DNA binding
Source: RefSeq, a predicted model, not a curated record